AAAUAAAUAUUUAAAAAAUAGUGUAUGCCUUCAUAAUUCUGUUUUUGUGUUACACAGAUAAGCUUUGGUUGAUGGUAGCUAUAUCCUGUGUCCGUUUAUAUACUUACUGUUUAUAUAUCUAAAUGCUUUGGAGACUGGACUUUGGAAAUUGGAAUUUAAAAUUUAGACUAAAUUCUCUAGAAUGUGAUCGUUCAAUAAUUGAAAAUAAUUUUAGAAAAAGUUUAUAUUUCGUUCAGUUAUCAUUUUAAGGAUAUAAGAUUUAAAUCAAAUGUUAAGUUUUUUGUAUGUGUGAAGUUUCCUCUUUUGAAAGUUCAUUAACUUUACUACUACUGCUACUAAUUACCUCAAUUUUAUUUGUACAUACUAUAUAAAAAAAUUUAGAAUGUUGAGGCUUAGCAAAUUGUCUAAUUCGGAUAAGACAAUUAUUAAAAUUAUAAAAGAGAAUUAUUCAAGUUCGACAAACUCUCGAUAUGUACGUGACAAAAAUUAUCAGUUUUUGCAACAUAGUAAGGUGCCAACAAUGCACUUCCAAAAGUCGAUGCCCCGUCUUCCGAUACCAGAGUUAUCCAAAACUGGAGAAAGAUAUUUAAGGGCGUUAAAACCGUUACUAAGUUCUACACAGUAUGCUGAUGCUGAGAAAAGAACUAAUAAUUUUAUUCUUAAUGAAGGUAAAGAACUGCAAGCAAGAUUAAUUGCUAAAGAUAAAGUAAACAAACAUACUAGUUACAUAUCUGACUAUUGGUUUGACCUUUACUUGCGAGAUCGUGUUCCAUUGCCUAUAAAUUAUAAUCCUCUAUUAGUUUUUCAAAAUGAUUCAAGACCAGCAUAUAAUGAUCAACUAGUCCGUGCAACAAAUUUCCUGGUGACUGCAUCAAGAUUUAUGCUAUCCUUAAGGGAAUCGAUUCUGGAACCAGAGGUAUUUCAUAUGCAACCAAAGAAGAGUGAUACACAACUUUUCCGAACCGUAACUGGAUUGUUACCUAGUACAUUGUCUUGGUAUGGUGCUUAUUUAUUUAAAGCUUUUCCAUUAGACAUGAGUCAAUUUCCAGGACUCUUCAACGCUACCAGAAUACCUCAAAUUGACAAAGAUAGAAUUUUCCGAGAUCCCUCUAGUAAGCAUGUUGUGGUGCAAAGAAAAGGAAAUUUUUAUGUUUUUGAUGUCUUGGAUUCUAAUGGAAAUCUACUGUCACCAGAAGAAUUACUUGGCAACAUGGCAAAAAUUAUAAGUGAUGACAAACCAAGUGCCGAUUUUCCACUAGGUAUUCUAACUUCCCAGAAUCGAAAUGACUGGGCUAAGCAACGGCAACAUUUAGAAGACAUUGGUAAUGCCGAAGCAUUGAAAAAGAUUGACUCCGCUAUUUUUAACCUUGUAUUGGAUGAAGAUAGUAUUCACGAUGAUAAGCACAAAAUUUUGAGGCAAUAUCUACAUAGUGAUGGAAAUAAUAGGUGGUUUGACAAGUCAUUCAGCCUUAUUGUAACUAAAGAUGGCGUUUCGGGUAUUAAUUUUGAGCAUUCGUGGGGUGAUGGUGUUGGUGUUUUGAGAUUCUUCCAGGACACCUAUAAAGAGAUAACUAAUAAACCAUUCAUCCAUCCCGAAAGUACGCCUUCUGAUAAACAUAUUACGGUUGAAAAAUUAAGUUUUAAAAUAGAUGACAAAAUAAAAGAAUGUGUACAAAAUGCUCAAAUGGAGUACAAGAAAUGGUGCGACUCGUUGAGCAUUGAUUACAUAUUGUAUGAAGAUCUUAACAGAGAAGAUUGCAAAAAGUAUAAAGUCAGCGCGGAUUGUAUUAUGCAAAUAGGAUUUCAGGCUGCCUAUCACCUGUUAUAUGGAAAAUAUGUGGGUACUUACGAAUCUUGUAGUACAUCUGCUUUUAAGCACGGAAGGACCGAGACAAUGCGGCCCUGUACCGAAAAGACAAAGGCGUUCUGUGACCAACUACACUCAAACAAUUACUCAAAAGACAGUCUCCGAACACUAAUGACUGAGUGUUCCUCGUACCACAGUGAACUUGUGAAGGAAGCAGCUAUGGGACAGGGUUUCGAUAGACAUCUAUUUGCCCUACAGAAGAUGGCUCAAGAAAACAACAUACAAACGGAAAUAUACGACUCAUAUGAAUAUAAGUAUUUAAAUAAAUCAAUACUCAGUACGAGUACAUUGUCAUCACCAAAUGUUUUAGCUGGAGGAUUUGGACCUGUUACAAGAGAAGGUUUUGGUAUUGGAUACUCUGCCUUUGCUGAUAAAUUAGGAGCAGCAGUGACAAGUUAUAAAGACCACAAUAACAGCACACAAUUUGUCGAAGCUCUCCAUAAAUCCUUUGCUGAUAUCACAAAAAUUCUAUCUGGCUAAAUAUUUUUAAUAGUAUUACUAUUUGAUAAUAGUUGGUUUUUGAUAUAUUUAUUUUGCAUUUAUCGUUACUAUUGUUAAGUUGAUUUAUUAAGUAUAAGAUACAAAUAUGGGUGGGACUAUUAUAUAAUGAAAUAAUUGAAUGGGAUAUGUUCACACAUCAGUAUAUUUCAUAACAAGUGCGGAAAACCUAACAUAGCAAAGAGUUCCGACAAAUGUCUACCCGAGCCGGGGCGCAGCCGAAGAUGAGGGUUGACAGUCGGAACAAGUUGCAAUGACGGUUCCGCACGUGUACUGAACAACUAUUUUUAAUACAAAUAAAACUAAGCAAUUUAAUAAAACUAUUAGCUUUUUUCUCCUUUCUCCACGGUAAAAGGUAUAGAAAAAGCUCGAAUGUGUAAUUUCCCACAUCACCAACGCUAUACGUCCCUGCAAUACGCAAUAGGUAUAUGUGUUGAAAAUGUUAAAUAUAUCUUUACUAUACAACCACUUAUUCCAUAAAUGUGGCCUUAUGAUAACUAGUGUGCUAAAAUGUUAAGAAUCUGCCAUUUUUGCAUUAAGUACAUUAUAUUAUAAAACGAAAAGCAUAAAAAACAAAUGCAUUAUAAAAAACACGAAAUGUGAUAUGUAUUUUAUAAAAUUUAA
Messenger RNA from Pieris brassicae (large cabbage white), 2989 nucleotides. It is a transcript of the gene CPT2, whose product is annotated as carnitine O-palmitoyltransferase 2, mitochondrial. Gene Ontology annotation, molecular function: carnitine O-palmitoyltransferase activity. Lineage: Eukaryota; Metazoa; Arthropoda; Insecta; Lepidoptera; Pieridae. Bases 383 to 2347 code for a protein of 654 amino acids. The transcript has 8 exons. Gene Ontology annotation, cellular component: mitochondrion. The record is from RefSeq and is a predicted model, not a curated record. Gene Ontology annotation, biological process: fatty acid beta-oxidation.